AUGUCAAACAACAACAACAAUUCAGAAUGCAAGUGCUCUAAAUACUCUUCCAAUAGCAUGAGAUUUGUUUUGGUGUCUACCCAAACACUCAGAAGACAUGCACAACAGGAUAUCAUGAGACUAUAUCAGUCAGGAUCUUCUUCCUCAGUUAUAGAAGUAAUGUCGAAUGACAAUGACAUAGAAAUUGACUUUGAAGACAAUGUUGAUGCCGAAGAUCAAGUUGAAGAUAUGCAUAAUGAGGGUGUCAUUGAAGCAACCAUUUUGGAUAUUUCUGACGAUGAAUCUGAUGAUAUUAGAGAGCACUUUUCUUCAUCCAAUAUGCCAGUCAAUCCUACUCAUGCUUUCAUUGCUUCUUUUGCUGCCUUCUUCAUAUCCAAAUAUGUUGUCAAUUCUGGUGGUGCUGUUCUGUUAAAGUUUCUUAACGAAGUAUUGGCACACUUUGGACAGUCUUUCCGUCUUCCCCUCAGUAUAAACGGUGUCAACUCUAUGACCGGUCUCAGCAACUCCGAUGUUGUUUCAGAGUGCUGUAAUUUCGAGAGACUCUCUGGUAGAGAAUGUGGAAACGCUCUUUUCUUUGCAACAUCAAGAGCUUUGACUAUCCCCAAAAAGAUCUACAUGUAUAACUCCAUAAUCAAAACAUUGUCUAUCCUUUUUUGCCACCCUGGAUUCGAAGACACCAUCAACCAUUGGAGAAUCAGAGUGCAAGUUCCAGGCUUGAUGUUUGACAUUUACGAUGGUACAAAGUAG
Phycomyces blakesleeanus NRRL 1555(-) is the source of this 747-nucleotide messenger RNA. RefSeq lists its product as hypothetical. Lineage: Eukaryota; Fungi; Mucoromycota; Mucoromycetes; Mucorales; Phycomycetaceae. The transcript has 5 exons. The record is from RefSeq and is a predicted model, not a curated record. The coding region runs from base 1 to 747 and encodes 248 amino acids.